AUGACCUUUAUGCUUUCAAUAAAGCGAAUUCUGUGGCUCUUGCCACUAGUGACUAGGCAGAUAGCUGGGAUUGCUCAGUAUUCCCUGGACGACAUAGAUUCCGGUAAAGCCUUAGCAGAAUUGAGCAAGAUCGCCCACGACAAUGCCUUGAGUCGACUUGAGAGCGGUGGCCCGCACAAUUGCACUAAGGAGAAUGUCAAGGUCUACAAAGAAUGGAGAUAUAUUCCAGGCGACGAGAGAAUCGCAUACACAAACGCUGUUCAAUGCUUGAUGAAUAAACCUGGAAAAAUGUCCAUAUUCGAGGGCUCGAAGACCGCAUUUGACGACUUUACUGUUUUGCAUGUCCUCCUUGUACAAUACGUACAUGUCUCUGCUGCUUUCCUGUUAUUCCACCGCUACUUUCUGUAUACAUACGCGGAGAAGCUUGAGGAAUGCGGCUAUACUGGCACGAUCCCUUACUGGGAGUGGGGCUUCGACUGCGAAGACCCCAAUUCGUCACCCGUCUUCGAUGGCUCCGCUACCUCGCUAGGAAGCAACGGAGAGAAGAUUCUGAACCGAACCGCCGGUUCUAUUCCUGCACUAGAUAUUCCAGGCAUACCAUUGGGUUCUGGCGGAGGCUGUGUGUACAGCGGACCGUUUGUGAACUACACUGUGACCAUGGGCUCUAUCGUGGAUCCCGACCCGACGCGUUACAACCCGCGCUGUCUGAAGAGGGAUUUGAAUGGAUUCAUCUGCUCACAAUGGGCUUCGUUACGAAAUAGUACACAGCUCGUUCUGGACAGCCCGAAUAUCGAGUUGUUCCAGGCCAUAAUGCAGGGAGACACACGGUAUCCCGAGGCAGCAAACGUCUUCUUUGGAGUUCAUGGCGGAGGACAUUAUACGAUCAGUGGUGACCCUGGUAGCGAUUUCUACUUCAGCUCUUCAGAGCCUGGGUUUUUCCUCCAUCAUGCUCAAAUUGACAGGCUAUAUUUCAUUUGGCAGAAUUUGGAUUGGGAAAACAGACAGAAUAUAGGAGGAACUAGAGCUUGGGCGGGCAUCCCGCUGUUUCAAAAUGGAACUCUUGACGAUGUGCUCCUUUUUCAGCCGCUGAACGCUAAGCGAACGUUGAGAGAACUUAUUGACACACUUGGUGGCAGUCCAUUCUGCUAUGUUUAUGAGUAA
Molecule: messenger RNA, 1161 nt
Organism: Truncatella angustata
Lineage: Eukaryota; Fungi; Ascomycota; Sordariomycetes; Amphisphaeriales; Sporocadaceae
Exons: 6
Coding region: 1-1161 (386 amino acids)
Molecular function (GO): oxidoreductase activity
Source: RefSeq, a predicted model, not a curated record